GCGAGUCGAUAAGGACGGGCGAGAGGCAGGUUCCUGCUGAAGCGUUCGGAGGUUCGGGGGGCGGCUGGCCAUCUUCUCCAGCCGCUCGGGUAGGUGUUUGCCUUCCCGGAGAGGUAGGCUGGCGACCAGAGACCCUUCAUGCAGGAUGCUGUGUUCUGUGCUCUUUUGUGAAUGUCUGUGGCUGAUAACUGCUUAUGCUCAUGAUGAUGACUGGAUUGACCCCACAGACAUGCUUAACUAUGAUGCUGCUUCAGGAACAAUGAGAAAAUCUCAGGUGAAGUAUGGUAUAUCAGAGAAAGAAGAGGUCAGUCCUGACUUAUCACAUGCUGAUGAAUUGUCAGAAUGUUACAGCAGACUUGAUUCUUUAACUUACAAGAUUGAUGAGUGUGAAAAGCAGAAGAGAAAAGACUAUGAAAGUCAAAGCAAUCCUGUUUUUAGGAGAUACUUAAAUAAGAUUUUAAUUGAAACCAGAAAGCUUGGCCUUCCUGAUGAAAACAAAGUUGAUAUGCAUUAUGAUGCCGAGAUUAUCCUUAAAAGACAAACCUUGUUAGAAAUACAAAAGUUUCUCAGUGGAGAGGAUUGGAAGCCAGGAGCCUUGGAUGAUGCACUAAGUGAUAUUUUAAUUAAUUUUAAGUUUCAUAAUUUUGAAACAUGGAAGUGGCAAUUUGAAGAUUCCUUUGGAGUGGAUCCAUAUAAUGUAUUGAUGAUGCUUCUGUGUCUGCUCUGCAUCGUGAUGUUAGUAGCUACUGAGCUGUGGACGUAUGUUCGUUGGUACACCCAGUUGAGACGUGUUUUAUUCAUCAGUUUUCUCAUCAGCUUGGGAUGGAAUUGGAUGUAUUUAUAUAAGCUAGCCUUUGCCCAGCAUCAGGCUGAAGUUGCCAAGAUGGAGCCAUUAAACAAUGUGUGUGCUGAGAACAUGGAUUGGACUGGAAGUCUCCUGGAAUGGCUUAGAAGUUCAUGGACCUAUAAGGAUGACUCAUGCCAAAAAUACUAUGAGCUCUUAUUAGUCAACCCUAUUUGGUUGGUCCCACCAACAAAGGCACUAGCAGUUACGUUCACCAACUUUGUCACGGAGCCAUUGAAGCAUAUUGGAAAAGGAGUUGGUGAAUUUAUUAAAGCACUCAUGAAGGAGAUCCCAGUGUUACUACACAUUCCAGUGCUGAUAAUUAUGGCAUUAGCUGUCCUGAGUUUCUGCUAUGGUGCUGGAAAAUCAGUUAAUAUGCUGAGACAUGUGGGUGGUCCUGAAAGAGAACCACCCCAGGCACUUCAGCCAGGUGAAAGAAGAUGGCAGCAGGAAAUUGAUUAUAGACCCCAUGGUGGAGCAGGUGAUGCAGAUUUCUAUUAUAGGGGCCAAAUUGGCCCCAUUGAGCACGGCCCUAAUGACAAAACAUGUGAGGGUAGAAGAGAGGUUUUGAGAGAGAGAGAUGUUGACUUGAGAUUUCAGACUGGCAACAAGAGCCUUGAAGUGCUUCCGGCAUUUGAUUUACCAGACGCAGAGGCGAGAGAGCAUCCCAAGGUGGUACGCAGCCAUAAAUCACCUGUUUUGGAUACAAAGCCCAAAGAAAUUGGUGGAAUCUCAGGAGAAAGCACACUGACUGAAAGCAGCCAGUCUGCUAAGCCUGUCUCUGGCCAAAAGAUACCAGAGAGUGUGGAAGGUUCCCCUGCAGUGGAAAAGGCCCAGCUCAGGACUGAGGCCACAGGCGGCCCGGAGGAAGGCAGCACGUCCAGCCCAGCAAGCACUGCAGUGAGGGUGUGUGGAAGGGAUCCAGACUGCAGCCCGUGUGGCUAGAGGAACACAGACAUGGACCACAGCUCUGAGAUAACCAUUUGGGGAUGAAAUCUACUUUGACAGCAAAGCAGCAAGGUACUGCUGUUGAAAGGUGACAGCAAUUCAGGGAAGACUUAUUAAAGCAAAUUGAACAUAUCAAGGCCAGUUUAUAACUAGAAGAAACAGGCUUGUUUAUUGUGUAGCCAAUAUUAUUAAAAUCAAGGAUUACAGUAACGAGCUUUUAGGAAAAUCAGAGUGGGGCAGAUAGCUUUUCAAAAGCAGUUUUUAAGUGGAAUGGAUAACGCUGAAUGUUUACAGGGUCUGAGAACUACCAUAUACACAAAAUAAACAUUUUUACAUUA
Balaenoptera acutorostrata (minke whale) is the source of this 2130-nucleotide messenger RNA. RefSeq names its product chloride channel CLIC like 1 (gene CLCC1). Gene Ontology annotation, molecular function: chloride channel activity. The record is from RefSeq and is a predicted model, not a curated record. Gene Ontology annotation, cellular component: membrane; endoplasmic reticulum. Lineage: Eukaryota; Metazoa; Chordata; Mammalia; Artiodactyla; Balaenopteridae. The transcript has 12 exons. Bases 146 to 1789 code for a protein of 547 amino acids.